AUGAGCUCUCGAGUGGUAGUGACUGACGCGAUCCUAGACGGCGACCGAGAUGAGGCGGAACUAGCGAGGAUGGGUUACAAGCAGGAGCUUAGACGGGACUUCGGACUGCUGCAGAACUUCGGAGUGUCCUUCUCAAUCAUCAGUAUCAUCACUGGUGUAAGCUCGACGUUUGCGUAUGGUCUGAGUACGGGAGGACCUGUGGUCAUGGUAUGGGGAUGGGCAGUCGUCGGUACGCCCUCUAUCACACUGCAUGCACAUCCUACGAGCGGAGGUCCAUACUUCUGGGCGGCCAUGCUCUGCAAACCAGAACACGCCGCGUUUGCAUCCUGGAUCACGGGAUGGUUCAACUUCCUGGGCCAAGUCGCCGUCACCACCAGCAUCAAUUUUGGCUGUGCGACCUUCAUAUCCACCCUCGCCACCUUCAACACUACCUUCGUUCCCGAUGCCAAAACCACCAUCGGGAUCUACGCUGCCGUAGUGAUCGCAGAGGGUCUCAUCAACACUUUCGGCGUGCACCUCCUGCGAUAUCUGAACAACGUCUCCAUAUGGUGGCAUGCCAUCGGCACCUUCGCGAUCAUCAUUGCGGUGCUCGCGGCGGCGCCGACACACCAGACGGCGCAAUUCGUGUUCCAGACGUUUGUUGAUGGGACGGGCGUAGAUGGGGUAGGGUGGAGCGUGAGGGCAAGCCCGGGGUAUGUAGUGGUUGUUGGGAUAUUGAUGGCGCAAUAUUCGCUUUCGGGCUUCGACGCGAGCGCGCAUAUGAGCGAGGAGACUCGCAACGCAGCCACGGCUGGACCCAUAGGCAUCGUCACGUCUAUCGGUGUCUCCGCCGUCCUCGGAUGGUGCCUCAUGAUUUCUCUGCUCUUCUCCAUUCAAGACCUCGAGAGCACGGUCAGCUCAGCGACAGGCGAACCCAUUGCGCAGAUUUUCCUCGACACAGUACACGAGAAGGGUGCCAUAGUUCUCAUGGUCAUCGUCAUCGGCGCGAUGUUCUGGUGCGGGACGUUUUCAAUCACGUCCAACAGCCGGAUGAUGUACGCGUUCGCGAGAGACGGCGGCAUCCCGGGGCACAAGUUCUUCCAGAAGGUGAACGCGAAAUGGAAGUCACCCGUCCGCACAGUCUGGCUCGCCUGCACGCUCAGCUUCAUCCUGGGCCUGCCGAGCCUCGGAAGCUCCGUCGCCUUCUCCGCCGUGACAAGCAUCUCCACCAUUGGGCUGUACACCUCGUACGGCAUCCCCAUCGCCCUGCGCGUCAUCUACGCCUCGCAAUUCGUCCGCGGCCCUUUCCACCUCGGCGCGCUCUCGUUCCCCGUCGCUACUACGGCGGUCGUGUGGAUCUGCUUCAUCACGAUCGCGUUCGUCUUGCCGGAGGAGAACCCCGUCGACUCGCAGACGCUGAACUACGCGGUGGUCGCGGUGGGGAUUGUGAUGACGUAUAGCCUGGGGUUCUGGCUGCUGAGCGCACGGAAGUGGUUCACGGGCCCGGUGCAGCAGAUUGCUGCUGAGGGGAUGGGCGUGGAUGUGUUGGAUCCGGCGGCGGUUGUUGUGGUGAAUCAUUCGGACAAGGACAGCGACGAGAAGAAGUCCGUAUGA
Messenger RNA from Fomitopsis serialis, 1593 nucleotides. RefSeq names its product amino acid/polyamine transporter I. Lineage: Eukaryota; Fungi; Basidiomycota; Agaricomycetes; Polyporales; Fomitopsidaceae. Bases 1 to 1593 code for a protein of 530 amino acids. Gene Ontology annotation, molecular function: transmembrane transporter activity. The transcript has 11 exons. Gene Ontology annotation, cellular component: membrane. The record is from RefSeq and is a predicted model, not a curated record. Gene Ontology annotation, biological process: transmembrane transport.